Messenger RNA from Trichoderma virens Gv29-8, 1080 nucleotides. RefSeq lists its product as uncharacterized. The record is from RefSeq and is a predicted model, not a curated record. Bases 1 to 1080 code for a protein of 359 amino acids. Gene Ontology annotation, biological process: transmembrane transport. NCBI's taxonomy places the organism in Eukaryota, Fungi, Ascomycota, Sordariomycetes, Hypocreales, Hypocreaceae. The transcript has 2 exons. Gene Ontology annotation, molecular function: transmembrane transporter activity.
AUGCCCCUGGCGAGUUUUGUCGGUCCUAUCGUUGGCGGCGUAUUUGCCCAGACCGUUUCCUGGCGUUGGUGUUUCUGGAUAAACCUCCCCAUUGGCGGGCUUGCUGCCCUCAUCAUCAUUGUUUUUCUGCGCCUUCCAGAAGCUGCGAGACCCGCAGCUAUCCCGCUGCUGGAGAAGCUUUCACGGCUUGAUCUGGUUGGCUGUGGUCUCAUUCUGAGUGCAGUUGUGUGCUACCUCCUGGCGCUGCAAUGGGGCGGUGUGCAGAAGUCGUGGUCUGACAGCACCGUCAUCGCCGAAAGAGCAUCUAUAGUUCCACGGCUUUUGAAGAAACGACGAAUGUUUAUCACCCUGCUUGUUGUCUUCUUCAACUCGGGUGGCUUUUUCAUCCUUAUCUAUUAUCUCCCUAUAUACUUCCAGUCUAUCAAGGGCGACGGUCCUCUAGAGUCUGGUGUGCACAAUCUCCCCUUCCUGGUUGCUGGUCUGUUCUCCAUGCUAUCUGGGAUUUUACUGAGUGUCACCAAUCAAUGGGUUCCUUUCAUGGCCAUCGGUGCCGCUCUUAGUGCUGUUGGAGGCGGCCUUCUCUAUACCCUAGACAUGAACACUGAAGUAAGCAAAUGGAUUGGGUAUCAGAUCCUCGGAGGUGUAUCAACGGGCUUUCUAUCACAGAUUCCUAUCAUGGCCAACACUGCAGCUGUUGAAAUGGCGGACAUGAGUACCAUAUCGGCCAUGACACUGUUCUUCCAGCUGGUUGGUGGGUCAUUCUCCGUCUCUGCGGCACAGUCCAUCUUUACGAAUAUACUGCUUGACAGUAUCAAAGCAAGCGACGUAGGCUUGUCUAAUACAGCAAUCCUCUCGGUUGGAGCGUUUGAGCUUCGCAAAAUGUUUUCAGCUAACCAGCUGCCUGCGAUUUUUGCUGCCUAUAUGAAAGCAUUGAAGGGUGCCUAUGCGUUAGCUACAGCCAUGCUGGCUGUCAGUGCAGUCCUGGCCGUCCUGCCUAAAUGGGAACCACUGAGAACAUCAAUGCAAGAGGAGGAGGAUUCAACAGACCUAGGUGUGACGGUCGGUAAGGAUCAUAUUUAA